AUGGGAACUCGAAAUGAUAGCCCCCAAGGGCUAUCCCUUACGGGAAAUUCCAAUUCCAAUGCCAAUAGCACUUUAAACCCAAGCCUAUCUGCGAUGAUUGUCCAAUGGGAUGAUAAUGAUCCCAUGCAUCCUUAUAGUAUGAGCUUAGGAAGAAAGUGGUUGACUGUUGUUACUGUCUCCAUGGGCUCGCUUUGUGUUGCUUGCACUUCUUCCAUAUAUUCAACAACUUAUGACCAAAUUAUGAGCGAGUUCCAUUGUUCUCAAGAAAUCGCCACCCUUGGUCUUUCACUCUUUAUCUGGGGAAUGGGUACGAAGAUACUAUUCCUCCAAUUGCUUCCAAAAUUAACACCCAAUAUUCUCUUUGUAGGCACCGGUCCGCUAAUAUUCAGUCCUUUAUCUGAGAUCUAUGGCCGGAGAGUUAUUUACUUAUACUCACUUACUUUCUUUUUCAUUUGGCUCAUACCAUGUGCUGUUGCAAUGAACAUACAGACGUUACUCAUUGGGCGAUUCCUCAAUGGUUUUGCCGGUAGUGCAUUUCUAAGUGUUGCAGGAGGUACCAUUGGGGACAUGUUUCCUCGGCACCAGCUAGCACUUCCCAUGAUGGUAUAUACUGCCAGUCCAUUUAUUGGACCCGAACUUGGGCCGCUGCGCUGGACCUUUUACAUGCUGCUGUGCUGGGCUGCUGCAAUGCUUCUUUUGGUAUAUUUCUUCGUGCCGGAAACUUAUCAACCCAUGUACGUUUACGCGAAAUUUGUUUUGUUGAAAGACGGCCUGACAGAUUACUACAGACUUUUGAGACGAAAAGCACAACAAUUACGAAGGCAAACUGCAAACUUGGGUCAGUUGGUACCGAGCGAAAAGAAUUCUUUUCCUCUACAAACAGUGAUUUUACGAUCUAUAUACAGGCCUGGUAUGCUUCUAGCCUUGGAGCCUAUGUGUUUAUGCCUAUGCAUCUACUCUGCACUUCUUCUUGGGAUUCUCUAUCUUUUCUUUGGUGCUUUUCAAGUUGUCUUCCAGUCUGUAUAUGGAUUUGAGCUGUGGCAGCGUGGGCUUUCAUUUCUUGGCCUCUUGAUCGGAAUGUUCUUUGCCGUGCUUUCUGAUCCAUACUGGCGAUGGAACUACUGCCGACUUGAAAGAGAACAUCAAACUCUAAACGGAGAUGACUCUGGAUUUUUUCCAGAAUGGAGACUCCCCCAGGUAUUUAUCUCAGGGGCGCCUUUAGUCACUAUCGGCCUUUUUAUAUUUGCUUGGACAACCUAUCCUAGUGUUCAUUGGAUAGUGCCAAUUAUUGGAAGCGCCUUUUUUGGAGCAGGAACUAUUCUCGUUUACUCUGGCAUAUUUACAUUCCUUGUUGACGCCUAUCCCUCCUAUGCCGCCAGUGCUUUGGCAGCAAAUAGCUUUACUCGAUCCACGUUUGCGGGUGUUUUCCCUCUAUUUGGUAGCCAAAGUAAGGGGAAGGAUUUGAAACUUCUAGUCCGGACAAUACUAACAUUUUCAUUCUUUGGCCAGUGUACAAUAAAUUGGGUAUACACUGGGCCUCAUGUCUCCUCGCAUUUCUGA
Penicillium samsonianum is the source of this 1560-nucleotide messenger RNA. RefSeq names its product MFS transporter. The coding region runs from base 1 to 1560 and encodes 519 amino acids. Gene Ontology annotation, biological process: transmembrane transport. The transcript is spliced from 6 exons. Gene Ontology annotation, molecular function: transmembrane transporter activity. NCBI's taxonomy places the organism in Eukaryota, Fungi, Ascomycota, Eurotiomycetes, Eurotiales, Aspergillaceae. The record is from RefSeq and is a predicted model, not a curated record.